UCCGCUCCCCACACUCUCCUCUGCAGUGCUCCUUGCUCUAGUUCCUCUUGCUCUUGCCUGCCUGAUUGCCCUUCAUCCCACCGCACAAAGUCGUCCGACGCCAAAUUCCCCCUCGGACUAUGACUGUAUCAAACGACGCCGGCAGCAACCUUGAAGCUGUCGCCGCCGCCGCCUCCGCCGCCGCCGUCAUGUCAAAUGCCUCCACUUCACCUUCUGGUGCCGCGCCCAGUGUGCCCGCUGGCGACGAGGCUGCCUCGACAAUUACUGUGAACACCAAGACGCCUACCAAUUUCCCCCCGCCUAAGACCGACAAGCCACGACCGCACAUCUGCGGAACAUGUCAGCGCUCGUUUGCCCGUCUCGAACACCUAAAGCGUCACGAACGGUCGCACACCAAGGAGAAACCCUUCGAGUGUCCCGAGUGUACAAGAUGCUUUGCUCGUCGGGAUUUGCUCCUGCGGCACCAGCAAAAGCUUCACCAAACUACGACACCCUCGUCUCGCCCCCGUAACCGCCGGGAGAGCGCGAGCGGAGCCACCCCUGGGGCACGAGUCCGCAAGAACAGUGUCGCGGGUACCAAUGCGGCCGCGGCCGCAGCUGCCACCUCGAUGAGGCCCCGAGCUAACACCAUCAGCCAUAUUGACGGUACUGCCAUGCAAAUACUAGCGGCAACCAAUGCCCAGGUUGCGAGGGGCAUGCCGCCGACCCAUAGUCGCCAUCCUAGCCUAGUUGGGCUCCCCAUGCACAACCACAUCGACCAUGCCUACGGCAUGGCCUCGGCUCUGGCUCAACGAGGGGGGGCUCAUGGCCUACCGAAGCUAGAGACGCACGGCAUCAAUGGCAUGGACUUCUCGGGUGGCCUCAGGACAGCUCCCGCGAUGGCGUUCCAUGGCGACUUCGACUUCGAAGGUCUCUUGUACGGCACAUCCACUCGGUCCACCAUCAACCCCAAUGCUCUCCACUACAACGAUUCACCGCCGUCCAUGGCUUUAGAUUCCAUGUCUCCAUUCCCCCACGGGCUCCCCGACAUGGGGGCCGGCCAGUCUCUGGACGACGGCUUCGACUGGCUGAAUGGUUUUGAUCACCAAAUGUCGUUUAACACGGGCACCAACGAAAAUGCCGUCGACGGUUCUUCGCCCUCGGCCAUCAGCACCACCAGCCAGAGUCUCAGCGACGUGAUGGUGGAUGGGUCAAACCAUCACACUGGUGCGGUGGGGUCAAGUUCUAUGUGGGCGCCUGCUAUCAUGGGGCCUCCGCAAAUGUCAAACCCCUUUUCCCUCGAUAUGGGCGGUUCCGUCUUCCCGGACCUCCUCAACGGCGCUCCGUUAUCUCCACAGCCUCCCUCCAAAAACAUGAGCGAUGCUUACUUCUCGACCCCCCCACCUUCGAUGAGUUCGCUCAGCCCCUCGGUUAUCUCGGGCUUGAAUAGUCAGAACCUGAACCAGACGCUCAAUUUUGGUGCCGGUCCGGAGACGCCCUCCUCGAUGAAUGGUAGUAAUCAUGGCACCUUACCCGUCUCGACAAUCACUGAUUCAACAAGAAAUGCCAUCCUAGGUGCUCUCUCGGCCUCCCAGGCGUCUCAAUUUGGUGCACGGAGAUACUCAUUCGCAACACCAAGCUCGCCAUUGACCACACAGCCGUCGACGACAACCCCUUCCGACCACCACAGUAGCGGCCUCCCGAGUACCCACGACCUCCAGCGAUACGUCGGGGCUUAUCUGCGCUAUUUCCACCCUCACUUGCCGUUUGUCCACGUACCGACGCUAUCGUUCGAAAUUCCUUCGCAAUCGGCUAACGGACGAAGCAGCGGUAUUGGUGGGAGUGGGUGCCUGCUCCUCUCUAUGGCGGCGAUUGGCGCCCUGUAUGAGAUGGAGCAUCAGACGUCGACGGACCUGUUUGGGCUGGCCAGAAAGAUGAUUACGCUGUAUCUCGAGGAGAUGAGAAAGGCGAACGUAAGAAAAGCAGACUUCCGGCGAACUCCUUCGUCAGAUCAAAAUUCACAGCAGCAGGACAACUCCGUUGAGACACCAGUGUGGCUGGUUCAGGCAAUGCUCCUCAAUGUUGUAUAUGGCCACAACUGCGGGGAUAAACUGUCCGGAGAGAUCGCUUCAAAUCACGCAGCCGCGUUGGUAAGUCUCGCACAAGGGGCGGAGCUGCUGCGGCCAGCACGAGUUGAGUCGUCCAAUGAUAUCGACAUGAUGGAUGCAGAUAGUGGCUGGAACGGAAAUGCGAGGAAGGAAUAUGAUGAACAGGCCGAGUGGCUGCGUUGGAAGGCCAUGGAGGAGCGAAAGCGCACCCUCUAUGCCGUCUUCAUUCUGUCCAGCAUGCUGGUGUCGGCCUACAACCAUAAACCGGCACUGACAAACUCGGAGAUACUACUGGACCUCCCAUGCGACGAGGAUUUCUUUUCUGCGGAAAGUAGCCUCAGCUUUCAGUCCAAGGGAGGUGUCUCAGCGGCGAACCAUAACCGCAUCACGUUCCACGACGCUUUGGGGGAGUUGCUUCGAACGACCGAGAAGCAGCAGAAGCUCGCCCUUAAUAGCGGGCAUCAAGUCUUUGGAUCGGCGGUUAAUAUCAAUGAUCUCCCCAAGACCAACUUGAAACCCAGCACCUUCGGCUGUUUAGUGCUAAUCAAUGCGCUUCACAACUACAUAUGGGAAACACGCCAGCGCCAUCACAACAAGGUCUGGACCAACGAAGAGACCGAGAAAAUGCACCGCCACAUUGAGCCCGCACUCCGGGCAUGGCAGGCUGCUUGGGCAAAUAACCCCCACCACAGCCCGGAACGCCCAAAUCCCUUUGGCAUGGGCCCGCUCUCUGCCGACGCUAUCCCGUUACUUGACCUCGCUUAUGUCCGCCUCUUUGUCAACCUGUCCAAGUCAAAAGAGAAGUUCUGGCAACGAGACUGGGAUGGCAUGGCUGAUGAGUUGGCCCGAGGCUCCGAGAUUGUUCAGCAUGCUGAGCACUCCCCGACGUCGAACCCUGAUUCAACCGUCACUGAUCCCUCCGACGCCUCUGGACCGAGUUCACUCUUUAUCGACUCUCCGCCAACUCAGUCAUCCUCUCCUGAGUUCUCUGCUUCCAAAUUCCCGUCAUCGGGUACCAUCAACCCUGCCUUGACACAACAACCGCAGUCUCAGUCACAAGCCUCCAACCGGUUGAUGUCACGCAGGGAAAAGCACCUGAGGAAGGCCGCCUAUUUCGCAGCGGAGUCUCUUGCUUUUUCCGACAAGCUUGGAGUCACUUUUGCUAACUUGACAAGCCGGGAACUACCACUACAGUCAGCUAUGUGCGCUUUUGACUGUGCCCAGGUCCUUGCCGAGUGGGUCGCGACAUUGCAGGAUCGCGUUGGCCGCUACCUCGGGAUCAUCGGCCAGGAUGAUGUUGACCUCAGCCAAGUCCCCGCAAUCAUGCUAUUGGAAGAGGAAGAUGCGAAACUUCUUGGAAAGAUCCAAGAAAUCCUGCACGGAGCCGAGAUGAAGAUGAAGAUGGACAUCGCCUCCGGUAUCGGGAUUGCCGGCUUGAAUGGCGGCGUUGACGGAGGCAUCCAGAUGGACGACCACGCAGGCUACGCGUCGAAGAUCCUGAGAGUCACAGCAUACAUGUUUGACAAAGCUACUGUAUGGCCUGUUACCCGGUUGAUCACGUCAUGCCUCGAAACCCAUGCCAAUCAUAUGCGAGCACGGGCCGAGAAGUCUAUCAUGGCUCUUGAGUGAGCAGAUUACUCCCGACAAUCUCUACCCAGUCAGACACGAAACACCCGAAGCUCCGCCAUAUUCUCCGAGUUAAGACGGCGCUGCUUACCAAUAUGACAUGCUUGUCGGUUCGCAUGCGGUAGUUACAUGAUUGCUAGUUCUAGGGAAAGUUAUGCGAAUUUAGCCUACCUUACCAGCAACACCAACCGUUCCGAUUAUCGAUCACCCAC
Lasiosphaeria miniovina is the source of this 3925-nucleotide messenger RNA. Its product is annotated as fungal-specific transcription factor domain-containing protein. The coding region runs from base 120 to 3716 and encodes 1198 amino acids. The transcript has 3 exons. Gene Ontology annotation, biological process: DNA-templated transcription; regulation of transcription by RNA polymerase II. Gene Ontology annotation, cellular component: chromatin. Gene Ontology annotation, molecular function: zinc ion binding; DNA-binding transcription factor activity, RNA polymerase II-specific; RNA polymerase II cis-regulatory region sequence-specific DNA binding. The record is from RefSeq and is a predicted model, not a curated record. NCBI's taxonomy places the organism in Eukaryota, Fungi, Ascomycota, Sordariomycetes, Sordariales, Lasiosphaeriaceae.